Staurois parvus is the source of this 321-nucleotide messenger RNA. The record is from the annotation of a GenBank genome assembly. Lineage: Eukaryota; Metazoa; Chordata; Amphibia; Anura; Ranidae.
UGAUUUUGCAUUUCCGGGAGAGACUUGUAUGUAAACAAUACACAUCUCCCCCCUGUUAGCUGCUGCAAACUGCACAGCAGAGCCAUACAAAGCAAUGUGCUUACAGUGAAACAUAGACACAGCCCACGUAGUAAAACAGCACACAGAACACAGUUAACCCUUUGAUCGCCCCCACAUGUUAACCCCUUCCUGUCCAGUGCCAUUAGUACAGUAUCAGUGCUUUUUAUUAGCACUGAUCACUGUAUUGGGGUUACUAGGGAUGUCAGUGACACCAAAUCAGUUCCCCACAGUGUCAGAAUGCCCACCGCAGUCCCGCUAAAA